Clonostachys byssicola is the source of this 387-nucleotide messenger RNA. NCBI's taxonomy places the organism in Eukaryota, Fungi, Ascomycota, Sordariomycetes, Hypocreales, Bionectriaceae. The record is from the annotation of a GenBank genome assembly.
AUGAAGGUCUCUACCAUCUUAACUUCAUCCCUUUUCCUACUUGCAUCAAGUACCUUUGCAUACCAGGACCUCGCCACUCGAGGCGAAGAUCUUGUCGCCAAGGGCGAGUACCUCAUCGCACGAGGAGAGUACCUCAUUGCCCGUGCCAAUAAGAAGGCCGCCCCCGCCAAGAAGGGCAACAAGUCCGGUCAUCUUGGAGGAGCUGAGUCUGGAACCUGUGUGGUUCAGGCAAAGGGGGCGGGACCAGGAUUCUGCAACCUUAACACAGGGCACAGAGUUGCCUGCGAGGCGAACGCAAAAUGUACCCCGGCAAAGAAGGGUUGCGGUUGGGUUCCCGGUAGCCAGCGAGCCCAAUGUGGUUUGGAGGCCGGUCGACUUGGCCAUUAA